CGCGUUUUGGGCGCAUGCGCAAAGCGUUAGCGUUAGCGUGUAGCAGUGUUUUGCUAACAAGCUAGUUUUUGUUUUUAAUUGCGGUAAUUUCUUAUGUGUUUUUUCUUACUUUGAAACGGUUUAGUUCAUGUACUGUUUGCGUCAUGGUUUUAUGAGAGUAGCGUUAUUUAAAUACUCCGAAUGUAGCUCUAGGGGAAGUUUGUGUUCUUCGUUUACAGUAACGUCUGAAUUCAGAGGAGUUUCUCUUAUAAACAAGAUGCCAAAGAAAGAAAAAACGACCAAAAAUGCACAGACCAAGAAGCAGUCAGAAACCCCGUCAGGUCCAGUUUCGACGCUUAAAGACGGUGGACUUGCAAUAUCAAUACACGCCAAACCCGGAGCAAAGCAAAAUGCUGUCACAGAUGUGAGCUCGGAGGCAGUGGGGGUCGCUAUUGCUGCACCCCCAACAGACGGCGAGGCCAACGCAGAACUCGUGCGCUAUCUGUGCAAAGUCCUGGUGCUGAAAAAGAGUGAAGUCACGCUGGAUAAGGGAAGUAAAUCCAGAGAAAAAGUCAUUAAAGUCACUGCAUCGAUUAGUCAAGAGGACGUUCUGGAGAGACUAAAGCAGGAAGCUGCUGGCUGAAGCAAAAUACUAAAGCAAGAGUUCUCAGACAAUUUUUCCAAGGGACACAUGUUAUUAUAAAAUAAAUUCCACUGAACCUC
This is a messenger RNA of Tachysurus fulvidraco (yellow catfish), 702 nucleotides long. RefSeq names its product chromosome 17 C15orf40 homolog (gene c17h15orf40). NCBI's taxonomy places the organism in Eukaryota, Metazoa, Chordata, Actinopteri, Siluriformes, Bagridae. Bases 128 to 622 code for a protein of 164 amino acids. The transcript is spliced from 4 exons. The record is from RefSeq and is a predicted model, not a curated record. Gene Ontology annotation, cellular component: cytoplasm.